Lonchura striata (white-rumped munia) is the source of this 1565-nucleotide messenger RNA. RefSeq names its product biogenesis of ribosomes BRX1 (gene BRIX1). Gene Ontology annotation, molecular function: rRNA binding. The record is from RefSeq and is a predicted model, not a curated record. Gene Ontology annotation, biological process: ribosomal large subunit assembly; rRNA processing. Gene Ontology annotation, cellular component: nucleolus. NCBI's taxonomy places the organism in Eukaryota, Metazoa, Chordata, Aves, Passeriformes, Estrildidae.
AUGGCGUGGGGACAGAUGGCGGCCAAGAGACAACGUGGAGCGCCGGCCGGGGGGAAGGCGAAGCGCGCCAGGAGCGCCCCGAGCGCGGGCGAGGCGGCGCCGGGGGGCGGCCCUGGGGAGCGCAGCGCCCCGCCGCAGGAAUACCGCAUCCCGCCGCAGGAAAACCGCAUCCCGCCGCAGGAAUACCGCAUCCCGCCGCCCGUGUCCCAGGGCAAAUGGAAGAACAAGGAGCGAGUGCUGAUAUUCUCCUCUCGUGGAAUUAAUUUCAGAACAAGACACCUAAUGCAGGACUUAAGGACAUUGAUGCCUCACUCUAAAGCAGAUACUAAAAUGGACCGUAAAGACCAAUUAUUUGUAAUCAAUGAGGUGUGUGAAAUGAAAAACUGCAAUAAGUGCAUCUUUUUUGAAGCUAAAAAGAAACAGGAUCUCUACAUGUGGCUUUCAAACACGCCACAGGGACCAUCUGCUAAAUUCUUGGUGCAGAAUGUUCACACACUGGCUGAAUUGAAGAUGACAGGAAAUUGCCUAAGGGGCUCAAGACCCCUUUUGUCUUUUGAUCCACUAUUCGACCGAGAGCCACACUAUGCCCUGCUAAAAGAAUUGUUUAUUCAGAUAUUUGGUACACCACAGUACCACCCCAAAAGCCAGCCUUUUGUUGACCAUGUUUUCACCUUCACUGUCACUGAUGAAAGGAUCUGGUUUCGCAAUUAUCAGAUAAUAGAAGAAGAUGCAUCUCUAGUAGAAAUUGGGCCUCGUUUUGUCCUGAACCUUAUAAAAAUCUUCCAAGGUAGCUUUGGAGGACCAACUCUAUAUGAAAAUCCUCAUUACCAGUCCCCAAAUAUGCAUCGCCGGCUGGUGAGAUUGUCAGUGGCAGCUAAGUUUAGAGAGAAGCAGCAAGUGAAAGAAGUGCAAAUGAUUAAGAAAAAAGGGACUAAGGUCCUUGUUGAAGAAGAUCCUACUGAAGUAGUCUUUGAAACUCCAGCUGAAGAAAAGCCAGUGGAAAUACAGCUUGUGAAACCAGAAUCAAAGCCAAUUGUUAAAGAUAAGAAGAAGCUUCGCAAAAUUCAGAGGAAGAAGCAAAAAAAGCUGUUCAGAACUGAAGGAUCUGCGUAGAUACUAUAAGGAAUGAAACUUCAUACAAUAUCAACCAAAUAUCGUAAAUAUUUGGAUUCACAUUGUACAGACAAACAUGUCUGAGCUUCAGUUUUAAAUGAGCAAAACACACAUUUCUUUAUAAAGAUGGAGUUUGCAUUCUUUUAUUGUAUUCUGGGAUUCUGAGUUUUGAGAAAAAACAUGGCAUCCCAUUCAACCUGGCCUUGAACACUUCCAGGGAUGGGUCAUCUGGACAACUUCUCUGGGGUUAUUUAUUACAUACCUUUAGUUCAGAGUUCCUGACCUCAUGACCUAGUUCUUCCUCUUUCAGUUCUACACUCCCCCAGGCUUUCUUGUGUUUCGAAGUCUUGCUUGUGCCCUGUUUCUGUUUGACUUUCUGUUCAAAGUCUUGCUUGUGUCUCUGUUUCAAUUUCCAGCAUCUUAAAGCUGAAAAUACACAACUGGUUUGAGAG